AGAGAUAGUCAACACGAUGGUUCGGGCAUAUUCACGUAUUUUUAACCAGAUGCGUCCUGUGUACGAUGGCAAGAAAAAUAUGUAUACCAGAGAGCCUCUGCCAAUUGGCAAAGAUCGGGUUGAACUAGAAGUUACACUGCCUGGUGAUUCUGCUGUUGAACGUCAGUUUAGAAUAUCCAUCAAAUGGGUAUCUCAGGUCAGCCUGUCGCUGUUGGAAGAAGCAAUGGAAGGGCGCAUUCGUACCAUUCCUUAUGAGUCAGUGUUGGCCAUCGAUAUAAUCUUGCGCCAUCUUCCAAGCUUGAAGUACGUUCGCAUGUUUUUAUAUCUUUUCUGUCGUGGCAUGUUCUAUGAACUGAAGGGGAGUAAACUUGGUGGUGGAAGAGAAGUAUGGUUUGGAUUUCAUCAAAGUGUUCGACCGUCGCAGUGGAAGAUGAUGUUGAACAUUGACGUUUCUGCCACUGCAUUCUAUCGUUCGAUGCCUGUUAUCGAAUUCAUGGCCGAAGUAUUGGAUCUACCAGUUCAGGCGUUGGUAGAACGGCGUUCCCUGUCUGACGCGCAGCGUGUAAAAUUUACCAAAGAAAUCAAAGGGCUCAAGUGCGAAAUAACUCACUGUGGAAAUAUGCGACGCAAAUAUCGUGUCUGCAACGUCACUCGACGUCCUGCCCAGACUCAAACAUUUCCUCUUCAACUGGAAAAUGGACAAACUAUUGAAUGUACAGUGGCGAAGUAUUUUUUCGACAAGUACCAUAUUCAGUUGAAAUAUCCCCACUUACCGUGUUUACAAGUUGGACAAGAACAGAAGCAUACAUAUCUGCCUCCGGAAGUUUGCAAUAUCGUGCCAGGCCAAAGAUGUAUUAAAAAGCUGACCGAUACGCAGACUUCAACGAUGAUUAGGGCUACUGCCAGAUCUGCACCAGAAAGGGAGCGAGAGAUAGCCACAUUGGUUAGGAAAGCCGAAUUCAAUGCUGAUCCGUUCGCGCAUGAGUUUGGCAUUGCAAUAAACCCGGCGAUGACCGAAGUGAAGGGAAGAGUUCUCUCUGCUCCGAAACUUCUUUAUGGUGGAAGGACCAAAGCUACAGCCGUGCCAAAUCAGGGAGUUUGGGAUAUGCGUGGCAAGCAGUUCCACACUGGUGUCGAAAUCAAAGUAUGGGCAAUCGCUUGCUUUGCUCAGCAGCAGCACGUGAAAGAAAAUGAUCUAAGAAACUUUACUCAGCAGCUACUUAGGAUUUCUAAUGAUGCAGGGAUGCCAAUAGUCGGCCAACCAUGUUUUUGUAAAUAUGCUUCCGGUGUUGACCAAGUCGAGCCUAUGUUUAGGUAUUUGAAGCAGACGUUUCAGGGAGUGCAAUUAAUUGUAAUUGUCUUGCCUGGCAAGACUCCCGUUUACGCUGAGGUUAAAAGAGUUGGCGACACGGUUCUGGGCGUCGCCACGCAAUGUGUACAAGCCAAGAACGUUAUCAAAACUACACCUCAAACGCUGUCGAAUCUAUGUCUCAAAAUUAACGUGAAGCUGGGUGGCGUCAACAGUAUCUUGUUGCCGAGCAUCAGGCCGAGAAUAUUUGGAGAACCGAUAAUUUUUAUGGGGGCCGACAUAACGCAUCCGCCGGCAGGAGAUAGCAAGAAGCCGUCUAUUUCUGCAGUGGUCGGCAGCAUGGACGCGCACCCGUCACGUUACGCUGCCACAGUUCGUAUUCAGCAGCAUCGACAAGAGAUCAUUUCGGACUUGGCAACGAUGGCAAAGGAGCUGCUUAUACAGUUCUAUCGUAGCACUCGUUUCAAGCCAACUCGCAUCAUACUGUAUCGAGAUGGCGUGUCUGAAGGCCAGUUUUUUAACGUUCUGCAACACGAGUUGAGGGCAAUGCGCGAGGCAUGCAUGAUGCUCGAGCGAGGUUAUCAGCCAGGGAUCACGUUUAUUGCCGUACAGAAACGUCAUCAUACGCGCCUAUUCGCGGUGGAGAAGAAAGACCAGGUCGGCAAGGCAUUUAACAUUCCACCUGGUACUACGGUUGACGUCGGCAUUACUCAUCCAACGGAAUUCGACUUUUUCCUAUGUAGCCACGCUGGCAUUCAGGGUACUAGUCGGCCAAGCCACUACCACGUACUCUGGGAUGAUAAUAACCUGACAGCCGAUGAAUUACAACAGUUGACUUAUCAGCUUUGCCACACAUACGUUCGUUGCACACGAAGCGUUAGCAUUCCUGCGCCUGCUUACUAUGCCCAUCUAGUUGCAUUCCGAGCACGGUAUCAUUUAGUCGACCGCGAUCAUGAUAGUGGCGAAGGUAGUCAGCCUUCAGGUACCAGCGAAGAAACCACUAUGAGUUCCAUGGCUCGUGCGGUGCAGAUUCAUCCGGAUGCAAAUUCUGUUAUGUAUUUUGCGUGAUU
Molecule: messenger RNA, 2379 nt
Organism: Soboliphyme baturini
Lineage: Eukaryota; Metazoa; Nematoda; Enoplea; Dioctophymatida; Soboliphymatidae
Source: the annotation of a GenBank genome assembly